AUGGUUGAACCGAAAAUGAAACGUAAAAAGGAGGAAAUUGCUGAAGAAAAGAUGGACCCCGAUGCGCAAAUAUCGAUACGUUUCCUCGGGGAAAACGGAAACGAACUUGGAGGCUCGGGCAUCGUCAUUCCAGUGGGUAUAUCGGUGGAAAACUUGCAGCAGCUGUGCAAUCAACUACUCGACACCGGCGACGAUCCAUUGCCGAUUUCGUUUUUCACCGAAGAUGGCGUCGAGAUUCGCGAGUCGAUAAAUCAAUCACUCGAGAAAGUCGACCAGGAAAAGGUUCUGACGCUCGUCUACGCGCCACAGGCCGUUUUUCGCAUCUACCCGGUGACGCGGUGUUCGUCGUCGAUUCCCGGACACGGAGAGCCGAUCAUUUCUGCGCAAUUCAGCCCCGACGGGAAUGGACUGGCUAGCGGCUCCGGCGAUUGCACUUUACGAAUUUGGGACACUCAAACUGAGCUUCCGCUCUACACUUGCAAAGGUCACAAAAAUCAUGUCCUUUGCGUCUCUUGGUCGCCGAAUGCCGAGAAAAUCGCGUCUGCGUGUCGCAAUGGACAGAUAAUGUUAUGGAAUCCGAAAAACGGUGAGCAAAUCGGGAAAACGUUAACGGGACACAAGCAAUGGAUUACGAGCCUGGCUUGGGAGCCGCUGCAUAAGGAUUCGACUAGCAGACACCUCGCCUCAGCCGGGAAAGACGGAAACAUUCGAAUUUGGGACACGGUGAAGGGGUUGACGGUGCGCACUUUGAGCGGGCACACAGCAUCGGUGACAUGUCUCCGAUGGGGUGGGCAAGGAUUGAUUUACACUGGAUCACAGGAUCGAACAGUUAAAGUGUGGCGAGCCGAUGAUGGGGUUAUGUGUCGCAAUUUGACAGGUCAUGCUCAUUGGAUCAAUACGCUGGCGUUAAACACGGACUAUGUACUUCGGACGAGUUGUUUUGACCCGGCGAAUCACUGCGCAAAACCGGAAGACGACAAGAAGGCUCAAGAAAUCGCUGAUCGUCGAUAUAACGAAGUGCUACGUAUUUGUGGUGGAGAGCGCUUGGUUUCUGGAUCUGAUGAUUUCACGAUGUUCCUCUGGAAUCCGAGUGAGAGUAAGCAACACAUCGCACGCCUCACCGGACAUCAACAACUCGUUAAUCAAGUGGUUUUCUCCCCGGACACACGCACGGUUGCCUCCGCGUCUUUUGACAAAUCGAUCAAGUUGUGGUGCGGAAGAACGGGGAAAUAUCUGAGCUCGUUGCGCGGACACGUGCAAGCCGUUUAUCAAAUUGCCUGGUCGGCUGACAGUCGUCUUCUCGUUUCUGGCUCGGCCGAUUCGACACUUAAAAUCUGGGACAUUCGCUCGAAACGAUUGAUGUUCGAUUUGCCCGGCCAUGGUGACGAGGUCUAUACGGUCGAUUGGAGUCCCGAGGGAACAAAAGUUGUCUCUGGUGGAAAGGACAAAGUGCUCAAACUUUGGCGACAA
Messenger RNA from Mesorhabditis belari, 1470 nucleotides. The record is from the annotation of a GenBank genome assembly. NCBI's taxonomy places the organism in Eukaryota, Metazoa, Nematoda, Chromadorea, Rhabditida, Rhabditidae.